UUUAUUCUCAGUGUGAAUGAGUGUGCGGCUUUACAAGAACGUUGUAAUGUAAAAAGCCGCAUUUGCAGUAUUACUCCUUACAGGGUAAAACAUUUAUAAGAAAAUUACGCUGCUUUUCAUUUUGACGUCAUAUCCACAGUUUGGACAACCAGUUUCAAGGGAUAGUGCCAUGUCUAAGGCGGUGUCGGGUGGUGCUAAUGAUGUCACCCGCUUCCUCUCCAUGGAGGCGGGGCCAAGCUCUCCCACUGCUGUAUUUUCUGCCUCCAGCCAAGCUGAUUGGGCAGCCAAGAGGCUCGUCUGGGUUCCCUCUGAGAAACACGGUUUUGAGUCUGCGAGUGUGCGUGAGGAGCGAGGUGAUGAGGUGGAAGUGGAGCUUACAGAUAGUGGGCGGAGACUGACAUUACUGCGGGAGGAGCUUCAACGAAUGAACCCGCCUCGUUUCAGUAAAGUGGAGGACAUGGCUGAUCUCACCUGCCUUAAUGAGGCCUCUGUUCUGCAUAACCUGAGAGAGCGUUAUUAUUCAGGCCUUAUAUAUACAUACUCAGGCCUUUUUUGCGUGGUCAUAAACCCCUACAAGAAUCUGCCCAUCUACACAGAGUCCAUCGUAGAGAUGUAUCGUGGGAAAAAGCGUCAUGAGAUGCCACCACACAUCUAUGCUAUAUCUGAGGCUGCCUACAGAAGCAUGCUGCAAGACAGAGAAGAUCAAUCCAUCCUUUGCACAGGGGAGUCCGGCGCAGGGAAAACAGAGAACACCAAGAAGGUGAUUCAGUACCUGGCACAUGUUGCAUCGUCUCAUAAGAGUGGCACUCUGGGCCGCAGCAAAGACAGCAGCCUGCAGAUGGAUGGCACACGGUCUCUUGGUCGUGGAAGCAAUGCUGUAAACAGGAGUGUGCAGUAUGGGGAGCUAGAGAGACAGCUACUACAGGCCAACCCUAUCCUUGAGGCUUUUGGAAAUGCCAAGACCGUCAAAAAUGACAAUUCCUCCCGAUUUGGCAAAUUUAUCCGUAUCAAUUUUGAUGUGGCUGGAUACAUAGUUGGUGCCAACAUUGAGACCUACCUGUUGGAGAAGUCUCGAGCUAUCCGCCAAGCCAAAGAUGAGAGAACAUUCCAUAUCUUUUACCAGCUACUCUCUGGAGCUUCUGACACCAUGAGAACCGAGCUGCUCCUGGCCAGUGCGGAUCAGUACCGCUUCCUGUGUGGGGGAUCAGUUCCUGUUCCGGGUCAGAGUGAUUCAGAGAACUUCAGCCAGACCAUGGACUCAAUGAGCAUCAUGGGCUUCACUCAGGAUGAGUGCACAUCCAUGUUGAAGGUCAUCUCUGCAGUGCUGCAGUUUGGAAACAUCUCUUUCCAGAAGGAGAAGAACUCAGACCAGGCCUCCAUGCCUGAUGACACAGCUGCACAGAAGCUCUGUCACCUGCUGGGUAUCAGCGUGCUGGAGUUCAGCCGUGCCAUCCUCACCCCGCGCAUCAAAGUGGGCCGCGAGUAUGUGCAGAAGGCCCAGACCAAGGAGCAGGCAGACUUUGCGGUGGAGGCUCUGGCCAAGGCCACCUACGAGCGGCUGUUCCGCUGGCUGGUGCACCGCAUCAACCGCGCGCUGGACCGCCGGCAGAGGCAGGGAGCCUCCUUCAUCGGCAUCCUGGACAUCGCUGGCUUCGAGAUUUUCCAGCUGAAUUCAUUCGAGCAGUUGUGCAUCAACUACACCAACGAGAAGCUCCAGCAGCUCUUCAACCACACCAUGUUCGUGCUAGAGCAGGAGGAGUACCAGCGUGAGGGCAUCGAGUGGAACUUCAUCGACUUUGGCCUCGACCUGCCCUGCAUCGACCUCAUCGAGAGGCCGGUCAGUGUGGCCCACCCCCCUGGCGUGCUGGCCCUGUUGGAUGAAGAGUGCUGGUUUUUCCAAGGGCAACGGAUUCGCUCCUUUGUGGAUAAGUUGUGUGCUGAGCAAGGCUCACAUCCCAAGUUCUACAGGCCAAGGCAGCUUCGUGAAGAGGCUGACUUCUCCAUCAUACACUACGCUGGCAAGGUGGACUACAAGGCAGAUGAGUGGUUAGUGAAGAACAUGGACCCUCUGAAUGAUAAUGUAGCAUCUCUACUGCACCAGUCAUCUGACCACUUCAUAUCGGAGCUCUGGAGAGAGGAUAUUUCAGAACUCUUCCCGUGUCUACUUUUUGACUCCUAUGCCACCCUGCAGACCAAUGGCUCUGACAGCAUGGAGAGGAUUGUGGGAUUGGACCAAGUGGCGUCUGGGGGGCUGUCCGAGGGGAGUGGUCCAGUUACAUUUGGAGCAGCAGGGCUGAAGACGAAGAAAGGAAUGUUCCGGACAGUUGGACAGCUGUACAAGGAGUCACUGACCAAACUGAUGGCCACCCUGCGAAACACAAAUCCCAACUUCCUGCGCUGCAUCAUUCCUAACCACGAGAAACGAGCAGGGAAAUUGAGCCCUCAUUUGGUCUUGGAUCAGCUGAGGUGUAAUGGAGUCCUAGAGGGAAUAAGAAUCUGCAGACAAGGCUUCCCCAAUCGCAUCCCCUUCCAAGAGUUCAGACAAAGGUACGAGAUUCUGACUCCAAACGCCAUACCCCGCACCUUCAUGGAUGGCAAGCAGGCCUGUGAGCUCAUGAUCAGUGCACUGGAGCUGGACCAGAAUCUGUUCAGGGUGGGGCAGAGUAAGGUGUUUUUCCGAGCUGGCGUGCUGGCCCACCUGGAGGAGGAGAGAGACCUCAAGAUCACUGACACUAUCAUCCGCUUCCAAAGCGCUGCCCGUGGAUACCUUGCUAGGAGGGCAUUUUUGAAGAAACAGCAGCAGCUGAGUGCCCUGCGUGUGAUGCAAAGGAACUGCGCCGCCUACCUGAAGCUGCGCAACUGGCAGUGGUGGAGACUCUUCACCAAGGUGAAGCCACUGCUGCAAGUGACCCGUCAAGAUGAGGAAAUACAGGCUCGGGAGGCAGAGCUGCAGAAAGCCAAAGACAGCCUGAGUAAAGUGGAACAUGACUAUAAUGAAUUAGAAAGAAAACACCAACAGCUGUUGGAAGAGAAGGCGGUGCUUACAGACCAGCUACAAGCAGAGGCGGAGUUAUUCGCUGAGGCAGAGGAGAUGAGAGCCCGGUUGGCCAGCCGUAAGCAGGAGCUCGAAGAUGUGCUGGGGGAGCUUGAAGGCCGAUUGGAGGAAGAGGAAGAGAGAGGUGUGCAGCUAACCAAUGAGAAGAAGCGAAUGCAGCAGCAUAUACAGGAUUUAGAAGAACAGUUGGAGGAGGAGGAGGGAGCAAGACAGAGGCUCCUCCUGGAGAAGGUCACCUUGGAAACUAAAGUGAAGAGUCUGGAGACAGAGACCCUCACUACAGGAGAGCAGAGAGACAGACUGAGCAAGGAAAAGAAGCAGUUGGAAGAGAGGCUGAAUGAGGUGACGGACCAGCUGACGGAGGAAGAGGAGAAAGUGAAGAGUCUCAACAAGCUUAAAAACAAACAGGAAGCUGUUAUUGCUGACCUAGAAGAGCGUCUGAAGCGGGAGGAGCAGGGCCGUUUGGAGCAGGAGAAAUGGAGGAGGCGCAUGGAGGCAGAGGCAGCCGACGCCCAGGAGCAGCUCUCUGAGCUGGGCCUGAUCUCCACAGAGCUCCGCGGCAGCCUGGCCACCAGAGAGAAAGAGAUCACCACACUACAAACACGGCUGGAGGAGGAGGGUGCUCGGCGAGCUGAAGCACAGCGGGCUCUGAGGGAGGCUAUGUCUCAAGUAUCCGAGCUGAAGGAAGAGGUGGACAAUGAGCGAGGGAUGAGAGAAAGGGCAGAGAAACAGAGGAGGGACCUGGGUGAGGAGCUUGAGGCUCUCAAGACCGAGCUGGAGGACACGCUGGACACCACAGCCGCCCAGCAAGAGCUCAGAUCUCGGCGGGAGGCUGAACUGGGGGAACUCCAGAGGCAGGUUGAGGAGGAAACCCGGCGUCAUGAGGCCCAGCUCUCAGAGCUCCGAGUCAAGCACUGCGCUGCCAUUGACUCGCUCCAGGAGCAGCUGGACAACACCAAGAGAUCUCGGCAGUCCCUGGAGAAGGCCAAGGCCAUGCUGGAGGAGGAGCGUGUGAGCCUGACUGCUGAGUUGAAGACCCUGCAGGGGGGGAAGAUGGAGAGCGAGAGGGGCAGGAAGCGUGCCGAGGGGCAGCUCCAGGAGCUCAACGCCCGGCUUGCCCAGGCCGACCGGGAGCGCGAGGAGAGAGAGGACCGGCUCCACAAACUCCAGAUGGAGAUCGAAUCUCUGUCCAGCUCUCUGGCUUCAUCAGACUCCAAAUCUCUUCGUUUGAGUAAAGAGGUCAGCAGCCUGGAGAGCCAGCUACAUGAUGCUCAGGAGCUACUGCAGGAUGAGACCCGUCAGAAGCUGGCACUGGGCUCACGUGUGCGGGCUCUAGAGGAGGAGAAGGCGGCUCUCGUGGAGAGAGUGGAGGAGGAAGAGCAAAAAAGCAGAGAGCUCACACGGCAAAUCCAAACUUACACCCAGCAGCUUGCCGAGCUGAAGAGGCAGUCGGAAGAGGUGAGUGCAGCAGUGGAAGCAGGAGAGGAGAGCAGGAGGAAACUGCAGAGGGAGCUAGAGAGUGCCACGCAGAGAGAGCGAACCAAGGAGGAGGAAAAGGAACGGGUGGAGAGACAGAAGGAGCGUCUAAGGGAGGAGAUAGAGGACAUGACAGUCGCCCUGCAGAGAGAGAGGCAGAACUGCACCGCUCUGGAGAAGAGGCAAAAGAAGUUUGAUCAGUGUCUGGCUGAGGAGAAGGCGGUGAGUGCCCGGCUGGCUGAGGAGCGAGACCGGGCAGAGGCUGAGAGCCGCGAGAAAGAGACCCGGUUCCUGGCUCUGUCCCGAGCACUGCAGGAGGCAUCAGAGCAGCGUGACGAGCUGGAGAGAACCAAUAAACAGCUUCGCCUGGACAUGGAGCAGCUUGUCAAUGCCCAGGACGACGUGGGCAAGAAUGUGCAUGAGCUAGAGCGCUCCCGGCGGGCUCUGGAGGUGGAGGCCCAGUCUCUUCGGGAGCAGACGCAGGAUCUGGAGGAGGAGCUGUCUGAGGCAGAGAACUCCCGCUUGCGCCUGGAGGUCACACUGCAGGCCCUUCGUGCUCAGUUUGAACGGGAGAUUAGCACCAAGGAGGAGAAAGGAGAAGAGAAGAGGAGGUCUCUCAACAAACAGGUGCGUGAACUAGAAGCUCUCUUAGAAGAGGAGAAAACUCAGAGAGCUCAAGCACUGUCCGUCAAGAAGCAGAUGGAGGCGGAGCUCCAGGAGGCAGCAUCUCAGGUGGAGGCAGCCACUCGUGGCAGAGAGGAAGCGCUCCGGCAAAUCAAACGGCUUCAGGCUCAGAUGAAGGAGGUAUUGCGGGAGCUGGAUGAGACCAAGAUAGCUCGAGAUGAAAUCAUUGCCCAAUCAAAAGACAGCGAGAAGCGCCUGCAGACCCUGGAGGCAGAGCUCCUGCAACUGACUGAGGAGCUGGCAGUGUCAGAUAGGUCACGGAGGCAGGCUCAGCAGGGAAGGGAUGAGAUGGCGGAGGAGAUUCUCAAUGCCAACACUGCAAAGACGGCUCUGUGUGAAGAGAAGAGGCGUCUGGAGACCAGGAUCAAUCAGCUGGAGGAGGAGCUGGAAGAGGAGCAGGGCAAUGCUGAGCUUUUGGCUGAGAGGCAGCGGAAGACCACACUACAGGUGGAGACACUGACAGUGCAGCUGGCCGGUGAGCGGACUCUGGUGCAGAAGAGCGAGGGAACGCGAGAGAGCCUCGAGAGGCAGAACAAGGAGCUGAAGACCAGGCUGACUGAGCUGGAAGGAGCUGUGAGGGGCAAGCACAGACUCAGCGUUGCCGCCCUGGAGGCCAAGAUUGACUCCAUGGAGGAGCAGCUGGAGCAGGAGAGGCAGGAGCGCUCCCUCGCCAACAAGCUGGUGCGGAAAACGGAGAAGAAGCUGAAGGAGGUGGUGAUGCAGGUGGAGGAUGAAAGGAGACACGCAGACCAGUACAGAGAGCAGCUGGACAAGUCGAUGGGGCGCGUUCGUCAGCUGAAGCGUCAGCUGGAGGAGGUGGAGGAGGAGAACUCGCGCACCAACGCCCAGCGCAGGAAGCUGCAACGUGAGCUGGAGGAGAUGGGCGACAGCAUGCAGAGCAUGACGCGCGAGCUCAACGCCCUGCGUUCACAGCUCAGGCGUGCUCCUCUCCCGCUGUCCGUACGUGGGGGUCGGAGAGCCCUGGUGGAUGACCUCUCUCAGGAGAACUCUGAUUCAGAGGAGCCGCCCAGCUCCCCUACACCCUCCAGCGGCUUACCAGGGACUCCAGUGCCCUCAGAGAGCAACGCUCUGGGGCCGCCUCCCCCAUACAGCCUGACGGAUGCCGAGUGAGCCGUGAGCAGGGCGAGCGAAGAGCCGGCCAGGGGUUGGAUAGACAGCCUGCCUAAUCAGUUAAAUAACAUGGCUGUCAGAAAAUCCACACAGCAAAGACUAUACCUCCUCAGCCAAGACUGAAAUAACUAGAUGCACAUGAGAUUUCAUGGUGGAAAUAUAGCUGAUAUCCAAGUAGUACUUUUAAAUUUGGAGAUAAUGCUGAUACACAGAUAGUACUUUUAAGUGUUAAAUGUCUUAUACUGACAUGUUGAUUUCCAUAGGUGGAAAAGACAUGUUCCAAGGGAAAUAGCAUUUAUGUAUAUCAGAAAUUCCACAUAUCAGUGCAAUGUAUAUCAGGCAUAAAUAUGGCAAAGUUAAGAUGGCUGCCUCAACCCUAAGCGCUCUUUCAAUCAACCAUAAGCCAUGUGUUUAAGGGCAAUCUGCAUGUUUUUGAUGGCGAUACGGUAGAAAAGUCUUGUGAGAUAUUCAAUUGUAAAUUCAUGAUAAGGCUUUCAUUGGCUGUGCUUGCAUGAAUGAUUUAACUGCCAAUCAGUGUUACUCUCAAAAGCCUUUCUCUCUCUCACUUUUGGCAAAAUGGAAUUUUUGACAUGCAGAUUGAAAGUUUCAAGGUAGUAAAACUUUUUGAGAAUAUUUGAAUAUUUAGGGACAGCAACUUCAAAUUAAUGGAAAAACUGUCAAACUUUUUUAUCAAACAAUUUAGUACAGACGAUUUUACACUUCUAUGUCAAACAUCUUAGCAACAAGAAAGUGAGAGAGAAAAAAUUAUCUACUGUGAAAUAUCUACAAACAUGAAUUAAUAUGAGCCAGCCAUGCUAGUUUUUCCAUUGUUGGCAUUAAUAGAGGAAUAAUAAACGAUUAGGGCAAAAUAAAUAAAUAGAUAAAAGUAAGAAAAGAAAAAAAAAAGAAAUACCCCCAAAAAAUGUAAACAUGAACAGGAUGAAUCAUAAGCUAAUGAAAAAACUCAUGUAUAUAAUAAGUAGUCUUUUAAACUGGAUCAGAUUGCAUUAGAAAUAUAUGUUAGUAUAUCCACUAACAUAUCCAUUAUGGUCCUCCACCCCCCCAAAAAAUGUUUUGCUAGGUUGGGUUAUAAAAAUGAUUAAUCUUGAGAAGUUUCCCAAAUGGUAUUAAUGGUAUAAAUGGUAAUCAAACAAAUUGAUACUACCCAUUCCAUGUUUCCAUGAUAUCAUUAUCACAUAGUACAGCCUCACUGGUGCCAUUAUAACAGUAUAUCCUCAUUGAUACCAUUAUCACAUAAUACAGUCUCACUACCAUUAUCACCUAGUACAACCUCACCGAUACCAUUAUCUCAUAGUACAACCUCACUGGUACCACUAUCACAUAGUACAACCUCACUGGUACCAUAAUCACUUAGUAUAACCUCACUGAUACCAUUAUCACAAAGGACAAUAUCAUGGAUACCAUUAUUACAUAGUGACAGCAUACUUGCCCACAACAUACUGCAGCUUCUCUUUGGGCUUAAAUACAUGGCGUGAACAUUUAAGCCUUAAAAACCUCUGAUAAGUCUCCUUUUUAAAAAUGGGAAAUUCAUAGUAUAGACAGGUUUUUGUGAAUUGAUGUGUAUUUAGAAUGUUAGUACAUCUAAAGACCCAUGUAAAUGUACUGUCAGUUUACCAUUUAAAAUUAAAAAUAUCAGGGUUUUGGAAGAUCUAGUUCAUUUGCCCACUAUACUGUUUGGGCGCUGUGAGAAUGAGUGUUAAACUGAGAUAUUGACAAGAUUGUGCUAUUCUUAAAACCGUUUUUGAAAUGGUAAAAAUAAAACAAAACAAAAAAACAAUUCUUAAGUAAAUUUGAUAAGUAGACUGUGAUUAGUUAGAAAGUUAGUAUUUCCAUAUUUUUUAACAUAUCAUUACCCAUUUCAGCAAACUUGUUCAUCAAGCAUAAUGCUAUCGAUCUAAAAUACUUAUUAUCUAAAUGAUUUAUGUUGUGAUUGUUGUCUGUCUGCAGAACAAAUGUCAUGGAGUUGCCUAUACUUUGCUGAUUAACGUAAGCUUAGAUAGGUCAAGCUUACUGAGAUCUUGAGCAUCAUGAUAAAACUGUAUGUACAGUUACUUGUAUGUGCAAUCUUUUUAAGACGCAGUGAGAAUUCGGAGUCGUGAUGAGAAUUAUUAUGCUACUGAAAUGUGUGAGAUGAUGCACAGCCUUGCAAGGGGUCAGGCUGACACGCUGUGGGUUGUGUGUCUGAGAUUUCUCAGUCUCACUACACAUCAAAAGAAUAGAAGAAAUACUUCCUUUGUGUCAUUAAGCAGUAUCAUUGCUGCAAGCACAUCAUUGUUAAAAUAUAUUUGUAUUUAUCCAAAUACAUGCACAAUAUUUUUGUUUGUUUUUGUUUUUGUUUGUUUGUUUUAUUAUGUAUGAAAAUUAUAGAAUGAAGCUUUUAUGUUUUACCAAAUCACUGGCGUAUGGAUGAAACAAAGCAUAUGAACAAAGGCAGUUCCACAGUAGUUGUGUUGUAGUGCAGGUUUGUAGCACUGGUCUACAUCCACAUCUGCCCCCUGAACAUCCAAGACCUCAGUUCUCUUCAGAGUUCACUUCAAUCCCUGGUCUUUCUCUGCAUAAAGGAUAUGAUAGUAAAGGUUCAAAUUGAUCAGAUCUGUAGUAGCUCCUGAAUGGUUAAAAUGAGGCUUAAAGUUUCCCCUCUCUGUACUAGUUUUAUAUGUCACAGCACUUCCUGUCAGGAAAAAAAGUUCCCUGGCUAACAGAUCCAAAUGAAGGGUUGUUUUAUUCAUUUACUGUGUGGUUUAUUGUCAAAUAAAUUACAACCAACCACACAGAAGAGCCACACAGAAAACUCCUAUGAUGUUACAUUAUGAAUCUCUAAUGUUCCUUUAUGAGAUUUAAAUGCUCAUUUAUGCGCUUUGAUGGAAUAGGUCCUGUUUUUGGGCUAAGGUAAGGCCUUUCUCUUAGUGUCUGUUACGUUCACCUCAGAUAAAAGCUGCUCUUUCAUGUUACAGGUUGCCUUUGGAUCCUUUUUAUUUCUUCUAUAGGACAGUUUCCCCAAAUCAGAAUAAAAAUGUUAUGUCACUGUUACUACUGACUAUAUAUACCCACUGUAGUUGUUUAAAUGUACUAAAAUGUCCCUGUGUAAUGGUUUCUCACUACAAGCAUAGAAUUAGGACCAAACAAGCCACCAACAUUUUGCACCUUUUAUUCAUUAUUCAGCCUAUCCUGUCCUAUGCUGUAGGACAGAAGGACUCCUAAGGCUUUCCUAGUUGCUUUCACUUCAAGAAUUAUUUUGUGCAAUAACAAAGUUGCUUAGCUCCCAUGCUGCUCUGAAGCCUGGUGAACUAAGCCUGACUAUGUAUUAUUCAGAAUCCAAACUGGCAAUUAUAUUAAUUUGUUACUGAGGGGAUGUUCCAAAAAUAGCAUUGAAUAUUUUGUCUCUUAAAACUUUAUCCUCAAAAUGUACUCAAAUUAAGGUAUGCAUAUGAUAAAAGGUUCAUAUGAAUUGGUCAUGUGCUAAAACCCCAUCUUCUUGUUUAUUUUGUAAAAGAGAUAUUCUUUUUUUUACCUUAUUCUGAAAUUAUGUUCUGAACAAACGGGAAAGAGCCAGGCUUAUCAUUUUAGCCCAUUCCAGUUAGAAGUGUACCUUCCUGGUUAGUAAUACGACCUCCUGACACUCCUAGUCCUCAAAAACAGCUUAGAUAUAUGGAGAGAACAUUGAAACAUUUCUUCCUUAUUUCAUUCAGAAAUGUUUAAGUACAAAAACAACUUUAACCUACUUAAAUUGUGUGGCUUAUGUUUUGUCAAUUUAAUUUUAAUAUUUGUUACAUACUGCUGCUGUAUUCUGACUAGACUAGUGUGGAAAGAGAAGGUGAUUUAGUGGAGGCUGCUGUUUUGCUGUAAUGUAAUGAAUGUGUGUGGAGAAGAGCAGUUUAUGGUGGAUAGAAAGAAUGGAUUGAGUUGUUUGUAUCUAUCGAUACCAAAACUGAUGGUGUCUAGAACAUCUUUGUUUGUUUGUUUGUUUGCCCCUGUGCAGCUUUUUGUUUGAUUGUUAAUUUUGCUAUAUGGAUAAAGUCUUACUGGGGUGACUUUUAAUAUACUGUAUGUCAAUGGUUUUGAAAUAUGUGUGGUUCAUUUAACAUGUAUACAAAUAUAAGCAUACUUAGUACAUUUUAAAAACUUAGUUUUACAUUGACCAUGAAAAUCCUUUGUCAAAAUAAACACCAAGAUGGUCAUUCUAAUUCA
This is a messenger RNA of Electrophorus electricus (electric eel), 10555 nucleotides long. Lineage: Eukaryota; Metazoa; Chordata; Actinopteri; Gymnotiformes; Gymnotidae. The record is from RefSeq and is a predicted model, not a curated record.